Molecule: messenger RNA, 825 nt
Organism: Lipotes vexillifer (Yangtze River dolphin)
Lineage: Eukaryota; Metazoa; Chordata; Mammalia; Artiodactyla; Lipotidae
Gene: PLEKHJ1
Product: pleckstrin homology domain containing J1
Exons: 6
Coding region: 229-678 (149 amino acids)
Biological process (GO): receptor recycling; retrograde transport, endosome to Golgi; endosome organization
Cellular component (GO): early endosome; trans-Golgi network; recycling endosome
Source: RefSeq, a predicted model, not a curated record
CUGUGCGCCCCACGAGGGCUCUACUCGGCCCCAGCGGCCCCCGGGACGCUUCUGCCACUCGCCGGUGUAGGACAGGCUGAGCGGCCCGGGAGCGCGCAGGCGUGGUAGCUCCGGCCGCGCUUCCGGGACGACGCCGUGGGACUCUUUUGGCGCCGGCAGCGGCGCGAGUGGGGACGGCGGCCCGGAGGGCGCGGCCCAGCGCUCCGCGUUCUCGGUCCCAGCGGCGCCAUGCGCUAUAACGAGAAGGAGCUGCAGGCGCUGUCCCGGCAGCCGGCCGAGAAGGCAGCUGAGCUGGGCAUGCGGGGCCCCAAGAAGGGCAGCGUGGUGAAACGGCGGCUGGUGAAGCUGGUGGUCAACUUCCUCUUCUACUUCCGGACGGACGAGGCGGAGCCCGUCGGAGCCCUGCUGCUGGAGCACUGCAGAGUCACUCAGGAAGAGCCCAGCGGCUUCUCCAUCAGCUUUCUAGAGGACCCAGAGAGGAAGUAUCACUUUGAGUGCUGCAGUGCGGAGCAGUGUCAGGAGUGGAUGGCUGCUCUGCGUCGAGCCAGUUAUGAGUUCAUGCGGAGGAGCCUCAUCUUCUACCGGAACGAGAUCCAGAAGAUGACUGGCAAGGAUCCCCUGGAGCAGUUCGGCAUAUCGGAGGAGGCCAGGUUCCAGCUGAGCGGCCUGAAGGCAUGAGUCUGGGUGUGGGGCUCCUCAGCUUUCCUGCUGGGGGCUGGAUGAACCCUCCCUGGGUCCCAGGUUUCUUGGCCAAGCCUGGAUUUGCCGUGGGAGGUGUCUUGGGUUAAAGAUUUCAAAAGCCCCAGGACCCGCAGGGGCUGCCUU